Parnassius apollo (apollo) is the source of this 234-nucleotide messenger RNA. The record is from the annotation of a GenBank genome assembly. NCBI's taxonomy places the organism in Eukaryota, Metazoa, Arthropoda, Insecta, Lepidoptera, Papilionidae.
AUGACAAAGACCAUGGUUGCAACUGCCACCACGGCGGCGUUCGAGGAUAACGGACAGAUGGAUGAAGCCGCACAGAAGGAGACGACCAAGAAGACUCCAGAGAAUAUUCCAGACAAGGGAGUUAAUGGCUCUGCCACAAACCUUAAGCCAAAGGGUUUAGUCGUCGCGCCAGGUCCAUUAAGACCACGAGCUCCUCAGCCAGGAGACAGGAAGGGGAAGCCAGAGAAGAAUUAG